Seriola dumerili (greater amberjack) is the source of this 909-nucleotide messenger RNA. RefSeq names its product transmembrane protein 130 (gene tmem130). The transcript is spliced from 7 exons. Lineage: Eukaryota; Metazoa; Chordata; Actinopteri; Carangiformes; Carangidae. The coding region runs from base 1 to 909 and encodes 302 amino acids. The record is from RefSeq and is a predicted model, not a curated record.
AUGCUUCUCCUCCUGGUCCUCCUGGGUGUGGCAGAGACUACAGACCCUAUGACAGAUUUGGAAAAUAUUGCUGGGAAGCUGGUUUUCUAUCAAACGGAGGGAAAUGCCACUUAUGUGAGAGACACAGGGGAACUGGCGUCAGAUGUUCCCACAGAGACCAUGUUUGAACUCUUCGAUCCUCAGCGGAAUUUCAGCACCGCAAAAUUCUCCUAUACGUGGGAUUUAGGAAACGGAGAAGUGAUCCAAGGGACAGAGCCAGUUGUCCGCUACCACUACUCAGAGUCAGGGAACUACACUCUGCAGCUGAAAGUCGGAGUCAAUGUGACCAAAUAUGCGCCUCUGAUCACUGGGGUCUACUCCACAGAUGUUCAAGUGCUCGAUGCCAUCAAAAACAUCGAGCUGAAGGGCCCUUCAGAUUAUGAGAUGUCUCAGAACACCAGUUUGGCUUUUCACGUCGAUGGAAGUCCUCCCAUGUGGGUGUGCUGGCGUUUCCUGCCUAACUGCGUGCCAGAUGUGGGGGGGGGCUGCACACUGACCAUGUUGUAUGAAAACACCCUGAGACUGAACCACACCUUCACCUCCGCUGGUGUCCACUGCCUGGACAUCAGCGUCCGCAAUGACGUCAGCAAGCUGGAGACAUUUUUUUCUGUGUUAAUUUCAGCCAACCCUCACAUGUUCUUCAUCCUGACAUGUGCUGCCGUUCUUGUUGCAACUUUCUCCUUCAUCACAGUUAUCGCCUGCCGCCCUCUUCAUCACAACAGAUUUCAGAUUGCAACUUCCAGUAACGCUUUAUUCCUGAAGAACCAAGACUCAGAUGGACAAAGCACGAUUCUCUUCAACUUCCCCAACAUGGAGAGAGGAGAGAAAGAGCCACUUAUCUUGCAGUAUGGGACUCAGUACUCCUCUUAA